Messenger RNA from Otolemur garnettii (small-eared galago), 1740 nucleotides. RefSeq names its product solute carrier family 15 member 5 (gene SLC15A5). Gene Ontology annotation, cellular component: membrane. The transcript is spliced from 12 exons. Gene Ontology annotation, biological process: transmembrane transport. The coding region runs from base 1 to 1740 and encodes 579 amino acids. Gene Ontology annotation, molecular function: transmembrane transporter activity. NCBI's taxonomy places the organism in Eukaryota, Metazoa, Chordata, Mammalia, Primates, Galagidae. The record is from RefSeq and is a predicted model, not a curated record.
AUGUCUGUUGCAGACUUCACAAUAACUGACGAGGAGAUACCUUUCAAUUACAGCUUGGUGGAAGAGAAAACUGUAAGUCAUAUUGGUUAUCUCUCUUCAUCACACUCUGAGAAAAAGAAUCAGGUUGGAAUCUGCUUGUUUCUGGUGGAGCUGUGUGAGAGGUUCACUUUCUUUGAAGUUGUCUGCAACAUGAUCCCCUUUUGCACUGUCAAGCUUGGCUACCCCAACCACCAGGCUGCCAUUUUGAACUUGUGUUUUAUUGGAACUUCAAUACUUACCCCUGUGAUUGCUGGAUGGCUUGCCGAUGUAUACGUGAGAAGGAACAAACUGGUAUACUCCUGUUUAUUUCUACAUUUUCUAGGCACAGCUUUAUUAUUUGUGAUUGCUUUUCCCUUGGAAGAUUUCUAUCUGGGCUCUUACCAUGUGAUGAACCACAUACCCAAACAGGAACAGAACAGGCUGCUUUACGUAGCCCUGUUGACCAUCUGCCUUGGCCUGGGAGGAAUAAGAGCCAUCGUUUGUCCACUGAAUGCUCACAGCCUUCGGGAGUAUGGCUCCAAGAAACCAACGUCUUUUUUUAACUGGUUUUAUUGGCUCAUGAACCUCAACACAACUGUUGUCUUUCUGGGAAUAUCUUACAUUCAGCACUCAGGAGCCUGGGUCCUUGUUUUACUUAUUCCUUUUAUGUCUAUACUNNAGGCUAUGUUAACCCUUAGCCUCUUACUUUACACAAAGAUCUAUCAAGGUCAGAAGAGUUGCUCCCUCCUGACAACCUUCAGGGUGUUUAUGAGUGCACUGAAAACAAGCUGCCUGCAAUAUGGCCGGCUGGGCCGAGAUACGACAAGCUGGUUAGACCAUGCCAAAGAAAGAAAUGGUGGCUGCUACAGUGAGCUCUGUGUGGAAGACAUAAGAUUUUUCUUCACUCUCCUUCUGCUCUUUAUUUCUCAGCUCCUAUACAGAAUAUGCAUUAUGCAGAUUCCUUCAGGAUAUUAUCUCCAGACCAUGAAUUCCAACCUGAAUUUGGAUGGAUUUCUUCUGCCAAUUGCAGUAAUGAGUGCCAUCAGCAUCCUGCCAUUACUAAUUCUGGCUCCCUUUAUGGAGUAUUUUAGCACCUGCCUAUAUCCCUCUAAGAGAGAUGGACCAUUUCUAUGGGCAUGUAUUAUUGCUGGAAAUCUCUCUGCUGCGUUUUCUGUGAUGGUCGCGGGCUUCUUUGAAAUACACAGAAAACACUUCCCUUCAGUGGAGCAGCUUCUUUUAGGCAAAGUUCUCACUGUUUCUUCCAUGCCCUGUUUCUACCUGGUUCUUCAGUACGUUUUACUUGGAGUAGCUGAAACUCUGGUAAACCCAGCCUUCUCUAUAAUAUCAUACAGAUUCGUUCCAAGCACCAUCCGAGGAACUUUUGUGAAUUUUUUGACGUUGUUCAAUGGAUUUGGAUGUUUCACAGGGGCCCUGCUGGUGGAACUGGUAUAUCUCAUCUCAGAAGGCAAUUGGUUUCCAAACACAUUAAACAAAGGCAAUUUAGAAAGCUUCUUCUUCUUCCUGGCAUCAUUAACACUGUUGAACGUCCUGGGAUUCUGGAGUGUUUCACAAAGAUAUUGUAAUCUAAAUCAUUUUAAUGCCCAGAACAUCAGUGGAAGUAAUCUUGAAGAAACACUUCUCCUCCAUGAAAAGUCUCUGAAAUUUUAUGGCAGUAUCCAGGAAUUGUUUUCAAGUAUUGAUCUUUGGGAGACAGCCCUAUGA